Messenger RNA from Camelus dromedarius (Arabian camel), 6526 nucleotides. RefSeq names its product C-type lectin domain containing 16A (gene CLEC16A). The record is from RefSeq and is a predicted model, not a curated record. Gene Ontology annotation, biological process: endosomal transport; endosome to lysosome transport; regulation of autophagosome maturation. The coding region runs from base 148 to 3330 and encodes 1060 amino acids. Lineage: Eukaryota; Metazoa; Chordata; Mammalia; Artiodactyla; Camelidae. The transcript is spliced from 24 exons. Gene Ontology annotation, cellular component: late endosome; endolysosome membrane.
GCAGGGCUGUGGGCCGGGGAGGAAGGUGGUUGGCCGUCUCUUCACCUCCUCUGCUGCUGCCUCCUCUGCUUGUGCCGCCGCGGCGCCUGGCCGCUGGGCCGCUCGGGCAUGAGACCGUGAGGCGAGCGACGGGCCGGGACCGCCGACAUGUUUGGCCGCUCGCGGAGCUGGGUGGGCGGGGGCCAUGGCAAGUCUUCCCGCAAUAUCCACUCCUUGGACCACCUCAAGUAUCUGUACCACGUUUUGACCAAAAACACCACCGUCACAGAACAGAACCGGAACCUGCUGGUGGAGACCAUCCGAUCCAUCACUGAGAUCCUGAUCUGGGGGGAUCAGAAUGACAGCUCUGUGUUUGACUUCUUCCUGGAGAAGAACAUGUUUGUUUUCUUCCUGAACAUCCUGCGGCAGAAGUCAGGCCGCUAUGUGUGCGUUCAGCUGCUGCAGACCUUGAACAUCCUCUUUGAGAACAUCAGUCACGAGACCUCACUUUAUUAUUUGCUCUCUAAUAACUAUGUAAAUUCUAUCAUCGUCCAUAAAUUUGACUUUUCUGAUGAGGAGAUUAUGGCUUAUUAUAUAUCGUUCCUGAAAACGCUCUCAUUAAAACUCAACAACCACACUGUCCACUUCUUUUACAACGAGCACACUAAUGACUUCGCCCUGUACACGGAAGCCAUCAAGUUUUUCAAUCACCCCGAAAGCAUGGUUAGGAUUGCUGUAAGAACCAUAACUUUAAACGUCUACAAAGUGGAUAACCAGGCCAUGCUGCACUAUAUCAGAGAUAAAACUGCUGUCCCUUACUUCUCCAAUUUGGUCUGGUUCAUCGGGAGCCACGUGAUCGAGCUCGACAACUGUGUGCAGACGGAUGAGGAGCACCGGAAUCGGGGGAAACUGAGUGACCUGGUGGCGGAGCACCUGGACCACCUGCACUAUCUCAAUGACAUCCUGAUCAUCAACUGUGAGUUCCUCAACGAUGUGCUCACAGACCACCUGCUCAAUAGGCUCUUCCUGCCUCUCUACGUGUACUCGCUGGAGAACCAGGACAAGGGAGGAGAACGACCGAAAAUCAGCCUGCCGGUUUCUCUCUACCUUCUGUCGCAGGUCUUCCUAAUUAUACAUCACGCACCCCUGGUGAACUCGUUAGCUGAAGUCAUUCUGAACGGUGAUCUGUCUGAGACAUACGCUAAGCCUGAACAGGAUGUGCAGAGAAGCUGCGCCAAGCCCAGCAUUCGGUGCUUCAUUAAACCCACCGAGACGCUAGAGCGGUCCCUUGAGAUGAACAAGCACAAGGGCAAGAGGCGGGUGCAAAAGAGACCCAACUACAAAAACGUUGGGGAGGAAGAGGAUGAGGAGAAAGGGCCCGCCGAGGAUGCCCAAGAAGACGCCGAGAAGGCUAAAGGUACAGAGGGUGGUUCAAAAGGCACCAAGACGAGUGGGGAGAGUGAAGAGAUAGAGAUGGUGAUCAUGGAGCGCAGCAAGCUCCCGGAGCUGGCGGCCGGCUCCUCGGUGCAGGAGCAGAACACGACGGACGAGGAGAAGAGCGCGGCCACGGGCCUGGAGAGUGUCCAGUGGAGCAGACCCUUCCUGGAUAUGGUGUACCAUGCCCUGGACAGCCCGGAUGACGAUUACCACGCGCUCUUUGUGCUCUGCCUCCUGUACGCGAUGUCACAUAACAAAGGCAUGGACCCUGAAAAGCUAGAGCGAAUCCAGCUCCCAGUGCCCAGCGCGGCCGAGAAGACCACCUACAACCAUCUCCUGGCGGAAAGGCUCAUCAGGAUCAUGAACAACGCCGCGCAGCCAGACGGGAAGAUCCGGUUGGCGACACUGGAGCUGAGCUGCCUGCUCCUAAAGCAGCAAGUCGUGACCAGCACGGGCUGCAUCAUAAAGGACGUGCACCUGGCCUGCCUGGAGGGCGCCAGAGAAGAAAGCGUCCACCUCGUGCGGCACUUUUAUAAGGGAGAAGAAAUCUUUUUGGACAUGUUUGAGGAUGAGUACAGGAGCAUGACAAUGAAGCCCAUGAAUGUGGAGUAUCUCAUGAUGGACGCCUCCAUCCUGCUGCCCCCAACAGGCACGCCGCUGACGGGCAUUGACUUUGUGAAGCGGCUGCCGUGUGGUGACGUGGAGAAGACCCGGCGGGAUAAGUUCCCAGAAGUGGAAUUUCUGGUUCAAAGGGCCAUCCGGGUGUUCUUCAUGCUCCGUUCCCUAUCACUGCAACUGCGAGGAGAGCCCGAGACCCAGCUGCCUCUGACACGGGAGGAGGACCUGAUCAAAACAGACGAUGUCCUAGAUCUGAACAACAGCGACCUGAUCGCAUGCACGGUGAUCACCAAGGAUGGCGGCAUGCUCCAGCGGUUCCUGGCCGUCGAUAUUUACCAGAUGAGUUUGGUGGAGCCCGAUGUGUCCAGGCUUGGCUGGGGAGUGGUCAAGUUUGCAGGCCUUCUGCAGGACAUGCAGGUUACCGGCGUGGAGGAUGACAGCCGCGCCCUGAACAUCACCAUCCACAAGCCUGCGUCUAGCCCCCAUUCCAAGCCCUUCCCCAUCCUCCAGGCCACCUUCAUCUUCUCUGACCACAUUCGCUGCAUCAUCGCCAAGCAGCGCCUGGCCAAGGGCCGCAUCCAGGCGAGGCGCAUGAAGAUGCAGAGGAUAGCUGCCCUCCUGGACCUCCCGAUCCAGCCGACGACUGAAGUCCUGGGGUUUGGUCUCGGGUCCUCUUCCGCCCAGCACCUGCCUUUCCGUUUCUACGACCAGUGCCGCCGGGGCAGCAGCGACCCCACAGUGCAGCGCUCUGUGUUUGCGUCUGUGGACAAGGUACCAGGCUUCGCCGUGGCCCAGUGCAUAAACCAGCACAGCUCGCCAUCCCUGGCCUCACCGUCACCGUCUGCCAGUGGGAGCCCCAGUGGCAGUGGGAGCACAAGCCACUGUGACUCAGGAGGCGCCAGCUCGUCGUCCACCCCCUCUGCUGCCCAGAGCCCGGCAGAUGACCCCACAACUACGGAGCAGCCUCAGCCUAACUUCCCUGACCAGCUGGUGAUUGUCAAUGAAACCGAAUCAGAUGCCAGGCCCAGCAAGAGCCUGGUAAGGAGCGCGGACACAGAGACAGUCAACCUGUCCCCCAGCCUCAUCCCCGCCCAGCAGCCCACCAUCUCCCUGCUCUGUGAGGACACUGCCGACACACUGAGCGUGGAGUCGCUGACCCUCGUCCCACCUGUGGACCCCCACAGCCUCCGCACCCUCGCCAGCAUCCCCCCGCCGCCCACGCCAGCCGCAGUGGGCACGGGGACCCCGGGCGAGGGGGCUGAGCACCCGGAGCCAGCGGGCCCCACUGAGCAGUGAGUCGGCCUCCCUUGGUGUGUGUGGCCCCGCUGGUAGGGACCCAGUGCCGCUGACUCAAAAGACACCUUGGGGGCAUCCACGGUUCUCUGCAGCCCCCAGGAACCAUUUCAAACCAUCCUUGUGCUCCUGUGCUCUGUUUGAAUUGCUCUUUUCCUUCAGACCUCUUUGAGAGCAGGCUGGACCAGCGGAGACACCCCAGUAAACCCAGACGACUGAGGUGGCCGCCUCAGGGAGAGGUUGGGCUCCUGAUCUCAGAGUCCACAGCCCCAGGGUGGCAGGACCCACUGGCAACACUUCAUCAGCCAGCCCCUCCUCAGUCUCGAAGGUUCUCUGCCACCGUCUCCAAUGUGCACAGAAGAAGCGGACAUGGUCACUUUGUGUAGAAAUUUGUAGAAAAGCAAAUUUCGAUAAACAUUUCCUUUGGAUAUUUAUUCCUGCUUUUGGCAGCAGAUGAGUAGCGUCUAUUUAAAAACAAACGUUAAAAACAACAAAAAAUCCUCCACCCUAAGGUUGGAUGUCAUGUUAAAAGUGUAAUAUUACGUGAAGAUUUCAUUUUCAUUUUCCCUUGAACUUCCCAUGGUCUGGAUUUCAAGUUCUCAGUCUGGCUUUCUCCAUUGUCUUAAGGGAUUCUUAUUUCUUUAUUACUCACUAAUUCUGCAAGCCUGUGGAAUGAUAAAAGUCCCUUCCUGGAAAGUUUAGAGUAUUUUUUAAACAAAAAUAAGGGAGAGACACAUAUUCUCAGGUACACACAGAGCUGAGAGGGCCGAAAGUUUCUCUGCCGUGGCAGCCCUGGGGGCUUGCGAUACCCGGAAGGUCUUUCCAUGAAAGGGAACAGUGCGGUCAGCUCCCUGCUCAGGACCAUUCCUCAUCUCUCUGGACUAAAACCAAACAGGAUGGUUUUCCAGCAUCACCCUCAGUUGUUACCAUCUCUCUAUCUGUCAGAGAAAGGACCAUUUGGGACUUCAAAGACUCUGGCCCCAGUGGCCACAAUGGAAAGAAAAGGCCAUGGAAACCGUCCUCUGUGUCCAUCACCUGCCACCCAACUGAGGGGGUGCCCACGUGCAGGGAGACCCCGGGAGCCAGCCCCUAACCAGUGGCAAGGGCGUGAUAUCUGAGCUCACAGAGUUCACAGGGAUUGUCCUGGGAGCUCGGGGUUUGUCCCUCUUCCUCUCAGCUGCUACUGUAAAGAUGCAAGCUCAUUUUUGAAAUGAAAACCCGCACUUCCUUUUCCAUUGGGUCUGGAUGUGUGCCGGCCAGGCCUCCACCGUAUCCGACAAAGCACCCAAGAUGUUCUUUCUACUCGGCCAGGCACAGCCAAGCGACCGUCACUUCUCUCUGGUCAGUAGUCAGACCUUCCAAAACUCACCUCCACGUGUCCCUCAGGAGUGUCAGCACCCACAGUGUCAGUGUCAACCCGGCCCAGUUAUCAGGUGGCCUCAGGAGGUACUCCGCAUGCUCACCUGUUAGAGGAUCUCGGUCCCCAUCACCUCCUCCCAUCCAGCUGCCAGGCAGGGCCUGCCCAGGCCAAGUUUCAACCUCCUGAAGGAGACACACUGGUCCCCCGAGGAGGGGGAGUGGCGCCUGCCUGGAUGGGUCUCUCCAGUUUUCAGAAGCCCUCCCAGUAGGUGGGCCCAGCCAGCUUCAACAGGAAAAAGACCCAGCUCAGAAAGGAGGCCUUUUAGGCAGAAAUUCCAGGGGCCUCAUCAAGGAGGGACUAUCAGCAGAGCCCCCACCCCACCCCAGGAAGGAAAGGCAGCGGGGACGGAAGAAGGGGAAAGCCGGUCCGUGGGGAGAAAGGGCAUGUUGCCGGGGGCCAGGCUCCACUCCCCCAGCAGCCACUGAUCUCCUGCUAGGAUACUGGAGCAGGCGAGCCCCAGAGCCACUCCUGGUUUUGAAACGACUCUGGAGCAACAGAAAUGAGAGAAGGCCAGUGACUUCCCAACCAGUGGCGCUGUAAGGAACAAAUCCAUGCAGGUGGACUUUCCCCCGAGACCACUAGCCUAUCAUCCAAAAUCCAGUGACUCCAGGUGGAUUUGUGACCGCUGAGCUCUACAGUAGAAAGGUCUUGGGCCAGGGGGACAGCAUGCCUGAAGGACCUGUGGCAGCAUCGCCCAGGCCUGAAGAGCUGAACGCGCCCCAGCCUCCAUGGCUGUUGAAUGAAAGGUGUCAGUUGGGCCAAGCUUCUGCCCCAUGCCUGGCCCAAGGGUAGGCUUCUCCCCAGGUGGGCCUGCAGGAUUGGUCCUGGGGCAGCCCACAGCCAGCUGGCUGCCAGGUCUUGGUGGCAGUGAGCAAAGCUGUGUCUUCAAGAGCACCCUGAAAACCUGACAGUAGGGGCACCCCAAGACAAGCCAGUCCACGCAGCGUGCACUGGGUCUCUGGGGCUGGGCAGAGAGGUGGAGUCAGGAAUCCUCGGCGACCUCAGGGCAGGGGCCACGGCAUGUGACAUGCAGGUACCAGACCUGGCCUGCCACCUCCACAUUCUCUACAGAGAGAGGGGGUGGACCAGUUGGGUUUGCCAAGUCAGCAGUAGAGCUGGCCCCAUGAACUCCCAAUCUUCGGCUUUGAAGUUGCUGGGGAGAGGCAUCUGUCCUUCUGGCCGAGGCCAGGAGCACCCAGGAAGGAGCAGGAGGACCAGCCCCAAAGCCAGGGUAAGAAAGCCAGGUGGAUGCCCCCACCCCCGGGGGGGUCCUCCUGCCACCAGCAGGCCCUCUGUGCUGCCCUUCCCCCCCACCAAGCCUGCCCGCUUGCUGCUCUCUGCGGAAGGCAGCUCCCACCUAAACACCCGCAUCCAGGUGACCCGAGGGUGAGCGAAGAAACGCACCUCUUUACAGACAUGCACUAGAUUUCUCUAAGGUUUCAAGAUGCACUGUUAAAAAAGACAUGGGGUGAACUGAUGCUCAUCUUUUCUAGACGCAAUAAAUAAGAAGUAUUUAAUGUAGUCAUGAUGGCAUUGGGCAUAAACUGUAAGAGUUCCUUUAUGUUCCACUGAGCUGAAAAUAUGUAAAUAAUUUUUGUCCCAAGGAGGAGCAGGGGUUGGGAAAGCUCAUGCUACUGGGCUGUGGGGACCGUUCCUGGGAAGUACCUGCCCUCGCCAGCAUGACUCAUGCUUCGUGGGUACUGAACACGACGGUGGAAAUGAAAACUGGAACUUCCUUGUAAAUUGAACUUGGCAAUAAAGUAGAGAACGUUACCAGAA